ACAUCAUCCUGUAGCCCACAUCUCUGCCAGCACCUCUCCGCCUUGCCCCUCUCCCAGAAAAACAACCCUUUUACCACCACCUCUCCAUAUUCUCCAGAGGCGGUUCCAGCUACUAGACAAGUUGCCCAACAUGUCGCAGGCACACGCAUUGUCCGAUGACCAGGUGGCAGGGGAGUUGAAGAAGAUGACGGCCUUCAUCAAGCAAGAAGCCAUUGAGAAAGCCCGCGAGAUCGAGAUCAAAGCCGAUGAGGAAUUCGCCAUUGAAAAGUCGAAGCUCGUCCGCCAGGAAACCUCCUCGAUCGACACUCAGUACGAGAAGAAGUUCAAGCAGGCCGCCAUGUCGCAGCAAAUCACCCGCUCGACCGUUGCGAACAAGUCGCGGCUAAAGAUCCUGACUGCGCGCCAGGAGCUGCUAAACGACCUGUUUGACCAGGCAAACAAGAAGCUCGAGGGAUAUACCGAGGACAAGUCCAAGUACCAGGAGAUUCUCAAGAACUUGACUCUCGAGGGCCUGUAUGCGUUGAACGAGCAAAAGGUCCAGGUGCGGGCCAAGCCGGCCGAUUACGAUGUCGUCAAAAAGGCCCUGGACGAGGCCGCCAAGGAGUUCAAGGAGAAUGUCGGCAAGGAGGUUACGGUUACGGUUGACGAGAAGAACCCUCUGCCGGAUGGAAGCGCCGGUGGUGUUACCAUUGUCGGAGGUAACGGCAAGAUUGACAUCAACAACACUUUCGAGGAGCGACUAAAGCUUCUCGAGUCCGACGCUCUGCCCGCUGUGCGGACUACUCUCUUUGGCAAGAACGAAAACCGCAAAUUCUACGACUAAAUCCCAUGCCGCUCAUACCCGUAUGUUACAUCUCGCAUUGCCUUGUUUGUCGGAAGCAUUUUCUCAACAUAUCAUUUACUGAGGUUAUUCAGACAUCACCCGCAAGUGCGACGACAAAGUUUGUUUCGCGCUUCGGCGCCCUCUCAUUCUUGCUUGCUUGCUCUGUACAUUCUUGAUUGUAUUCCAGCGCGCUCUGUAGAAUCUGUAAUAGUAUCCAUGCAAACAUAUCUGGUAUCAUAUUC
Molecule: messenger RNA, 1065 nt
Organism: Xylona heveae TC161
Lineage: Eukaryota; Fungi; Ascomycota; Xylonomycetes; Xylonales; Xylonaceae
Product: ATPase, V1/A1 complex, subunit E
Exons: 3
Coding region: 131-823 (230 amino acids)
Biological process (GO): proton transmembrane transport
Cellular component (GO): proton-transporting two-sector ATPase complex, catalytic domain
Molecular function (GO): proton-transporting ATPase activity, rotational mechanism
Source: RefSeq, a predicted model, not a curated record